CCGGGGUAUGAUCAGCUCCUGAUGGCCCAUGUCUAUCAAAGGCAGGCAGUUUUCCCGUUACUGACUCAGUGUGACCCGGGAGAUGGAUCGGCAGAGCCCAGGAGAGAAGCAGCCGGAGACUAACAGGACCGGAGCCUGCAUCACCCCCACCACAUCAGCUGUGGUCUCCAUGGCAACAGUCAGCUCCGGCAGCACCACCUGCACCCAGGCGCCCUCUACGUCACUCAGCAUCAUCCCCCCCGACAGGCAGGCAGUCCAGGUGAUCCAGCACGCUAUCCACAGACCUCAGAGCAUGGCAGCACAGUACCUUCAUCAGAUGUAUGCAGCCCAGCAGCAGCACCUCAUGCUGCAGACAGCAGCCCUGCAGCAGCACCAGCACACACCCCAUCUGCAGAGUCUGGCCACCAUACAGCAGGCUUCAGUCUGUCAGAGGCAGUCGCCUUCUUCAUCCAGUGGCAGUUUGGUUCAUCCACCUUCUGGUGUUUCCCAAAACUCUAUCACUUUACCAGCAUCUCCGGUAACAGCCCAGCUGAUUGGCCGGACCCAGGCGUCCAACUCCACUGCUGCAGCAACCACCAUAUCCCAGCAGGCCAUGCUCCUGGGGAACAGACCAGCCAACUGUAAUCAAGCUCAGAUGUACCUUCGUACUCAGAUGCUCAUUCUAACUCCCGCAGCCACUGUGGCUGCAGUUCAAUCAGACCUCCCUGCUGUCACCUCCUGCUCCUCUUUACCUACUUCCUCUCAGGUGCAGAAUCUGGCUCUGCGUGCACAUUUGCCUGGAGCUCUGGCCACGGCCCACAGUGUCAUUUUAAAGCCAUCCACCCAGUCACAAGCUCAAGCUCUGGCUCCGGCUACGUCUUUGUCCAAGACGUCAAUCUGUGCGCUGAAGGCCAACCACCUGACUGACUCCUCAACAGAUUCAGGGCCGGCUGAUAUCACCCGACUGGCCUCUGGAACCCAGAUUAUAGCCCCAGCCUACUCUCCGGUGCAGACCCACGCUCUCGUCAAGCAGCAGUUGUCCUGUCCGCCAGGUCAGCGAGUGGCUCAUCACCAGCUCAUCCUCCAGCAGGCCACAGCAGCCGCUCCCAACCACAGACAGCUCCAGCCCAUCGCCCUUAGAGUGGCGCCCCAAGAGACCAACUCCACCGCUCUUCCUCUUCCUGUGAAAAGACUGACCAGCACCCAGUCACACGUACCCAGCAGUGACCCCCACACCUCAUCCUCCUCUUCCUCUCCCUCCGUCACCAGUGUGCUUGCAUCAUCAGCCCACAUCUCACUCCCAGCUGCCACCGUUCAGCCUCAGCCUCCUCCUCUGGUGGCCGCUCCCCAGCGUCGGACCUCAUUCCCACAAGUGCAGAACCAGCCUCCGCCUCCCCCGCCACCUCUGGUUUUACCCAGGCUACCCCAGAACCCCCCAGCCUCCCUCCAGAGGCUGUCCCUGCAUUCAGUCCAGGCUUUGGCCGUCCGGUCGGGCCAGAUGCUGCUGACGGAGCGGGAGCUGCCUGUAGCAGAGGCCCUGUUGCAGAUGCCUUACCAGAACCUCCCCCCUCCUCAGACGGUGGCCGUUGAUCUGAAAGUGCAUCCUGUGAGGCGUAACGAAACAUCAUCCUCGGGGCACACAUGCAGAGUGAACGGACUGAGCUCAGAGGAGAGAAAAGAGGAACAUUCUCCAAGUCCACACAGAGACAAGACCCCUACACCUCUCAUUGCGUCUCCUAAGCAGAAUGGUGCAGUGAUGGGUUCAUCCUUCGUCUUGUCCAGUCACUCAGCGGUCAGGUCACCGCAGGUGGAAGCACCCUCCCAGCUCACCACCGGCAGUGGCAACAACAGCAGCAACCCUCCACCUCCUCCUCUACCUCCUGCCACCCUGCCUGCUGCAGCAAGAGGCCCCAGCCAGCCCCCCUCCGCCUCAGCCAGCCUUCCAGGGAGCCCUGACAGGAUACUUGCAACCCAGAUCCUUACACACCUCGUUGAGGGAUUCAUCAUCCAAGAGGGCCUGGAGCCAUUCCCGGUUGUCCCUUCUUCACUGUUAGCAGACCAGCAGGCCUCACUGCCUGAGUCCCAGGAGAUACCAACCAACGGGGAUGCAGCAGCAGAGGACAGUCCUCUGGAUGCUGACCAGUCAGAUUCCAGCGACUCUGAGAUGGAGAACAAUGUUCCUGCAGCAGAGGCGUUGGAGGAGAGCGCGUCAGGUGUGCUGCAGUGCGAGUUCUGUGGGAACAGAGGUUACGCUCACACAUUUCUACGAUCCAAGCGCUUCUGCUCCAUGACGUGUGUCAGAAGGUUCAGUGUGAGCUGCACUAAGCGUAUCACCAUGCUGAGAGCAGGUCGCUGGGGUCACAGGCCCACAGGCAGGAGAGGACGACCUCCCAGCAGAGUCAACGGAGCAUCCAGAGAGCAUUUUCUGAGACAGACUCGUGUAUCGUUUGGUGCGGAGGAGAUUCAACAAAGCUCAGUUAGGGAGGAAGAGGACGUAGAGGAGGACGACGAGGAGGACGAGGAGGACGAGGAAGAUGAACCUCCCGUUCCCAUGACAACUAGGCUCAGGAAGCAGGCCGAGAGAGAGCGAGAGAGGGAGAGAGAGCAUGAGCAGAGGAUGACCGAAACAAUCAGCGUUUCUGACGGAGAGGAAGUUGUCAGCUGUCCGUCUCUGUGGAACGUGGAACAAGUGUUUUCGUACAUCAACUCCCUGCCAGACGGUCAGGACGUAGCCGAGGAGUUUCGCUCACAGGAGAUAGACGGACAGGCUCUGCUGCUUCUCACAGAGGACCACCUGGUCAGCACCAUGAACCUUAAACUGGGACCUGCACUGAAAAUCUGUGCCCACAUCAACUCUCUGAAGGACGCGUGAAACAACUGAAAUUCAGACUUUCUGUGGAUUUGGACCAGGCUGAAGAAAAACAAGAACAAACACUUUUAACUCUCAACUCGUGCAAAGACAACGAGGAAACAUUGCUCAUUUUUUCAUCUAAAUAAUGUGAAGUCUGUGUAUCGUUAGGGUUUGACGUUGGACCAACACAAAAUAAACUGGUUGGAAAUACAGACUGGAGCACGUUGGACUGAAGUCAUGAAUGCACAGACUGCAGUUGCUGCCGUGACCACUACCAAGCAUUUCACUCCCGACACCUCCAGCUGUUCCAGACGUUGCUUUAUCACACUGAGGAGGGUUUCAGGGUGAAGUUCGCACACUCUCACAGCAGAUUUCAACACAAAGAUGAGCAGUUCCUCCACUCAUCCCAUUAUAGUGAUUGUAGCAGUUUCGCUCAGAUUAUCCAUUUGUUUCAAAAUGGUUUUUAAAACAAUUCUUUGUAUCAUUUGUAAACAAAGAGAACAACUUAACAUUUACAUUAUUGUACAUGAAGAAUGCUGAUACAGUCUCAAAGUUUACAAAACAGACGAUUUCCUAUUAUCUACGGGGUGCAGUUUGA
Molecule: messenger RNA, 3428 nt
Organism: Scomber scombrus (Atlantic mackerel)
Lineage: Eukaryota; Metazoa; Chordata; Actinopteri; Scombriformes; Scombridae
Gene: phc3a
Product: polyhomeotic homolog 3 (Drosophila)
Exons: 15
Coding region: 83-2851 (922 amino acids)
Cellular component (GO): nucleus; PRC1 complex
Molecular function (GO): zinc ion binding; protein binding
Source: RefSeq, a predicted model, not a curated record